AGCGAAGAAACUCUUUUCAACGAAUUUAUUUUCAAGCUGUACAAUCGUAUAUAUAUGAUAUUUGGAAAAAAUUAUAUCCCAUGAGGAAAACUAAACACUAUAUGAUGAUGGUGACAAUAAUAAUAGAGCGGAUGAUGACAUAGGCACUUGUGAUUAUAAUAACAAUUCAAGUGCGAAUGAUAACAAAUAGAUUAUGUAAUAUGUGGAAUGGUAAAUAGAAAGUAUACAACUCAGAAGGGGUUGAAAAAAUUGUUGAAAAUGGUAAACCAAUUAAAUAUUAUGUAAUGGCAUUAGACAAGUUUGACAGGAGGAAAUCAAUGUUUGAUACAUUCCAGUUUGUUGAGGGUAUUAAGGAUUUUAAUGCUCUAAACAAGACGUUUUCAUUAGACAUCACUUCAUUGUUCACGAGUAUGCCACUCACCGAGACAGUCUGUUGUGUAUGUGACUAUAUUGCAGCACAUAAUUUAGACGUAGGACUACCAACUAGCUGCUUGAAAGAGCUUUUGUUGAGGUGCACAUUUAAUGUCCAAUUCAGUUUCAAUAAUCAAAUCUAUAGGCAGAAAGAUGGGAUUGUGAUGGGGUCACCAUUGGGACCACUGUUAGCAGAUUUUUUUCAUAUCGGAACUAGAAAAUUCACAACUUCGUCAAACUAUUGAUAGCUUUGACUUUUAUAGAAGAUAUAUGGACGACACGUUUGUUAUUUGUGACAAAACAUUGACCUAGACGAUGUUCUUCGUUCAUUCAAUGAAUAUCAUCAAGCCCUCAAGUUUACCAUUGAGAAGGAAUCAGAAUAAACUACUCCUUUUUCUUGAUGUGCUUCUCACCCGAUGUCAGAAUGGAUACCUCAAAAUAUCCAU
Messenger RNA from Heterobilharzia americana, 857 nucleotides. The record is from the annotation of a GenBank genome assembly. NCBI's taxonomy places the organism in Eukaryota, Metazoa, Platyhelminthes, Trematoda, Strigeidida, Schistosomatidae.